This is a messenger RNA of Gastrolobium bilobum, 4925 nucleotides long. Its product is annotated as enhancer of mRNA-decapping protein 4-like. The transcript has 12 exons. The record is from RefSeq and is a predicted model, not a curated record. Gene Ontology annotation, molecular function: protein binding. Gene Ontology annotation, biological process: deadenylation-independent decapping of nuclear-transcribed mRNA. Gene Ontology annotation, cellular component: P-body. Lineage: Eukaryota; Viridiplantae; Streptophyta; Magnoliopsida; Fabales; Fabaceae. Bases 115 to 4326 code for a protein of 1403 amino acids.
UUGGAGAGGCACAAAAAUCAAUUUGAGAUCUCAAAAUCAGCAUCAACCGGAUCCCAUCUUGUUCAUUCUGAUUAUUGAUUCCCAAAGUUUGUUAAUUUUGUGUCAAAAGUUUUUAUGGCUUCUUCUGGGAAUCCAAAUCAACAGCAACAAACAAGCCAUGUUGAUUUGCAGAAGCUUUUCAAGGCAACAACAACAACAACAACAUCAUCAUCAUCAUCAUCAAAUCCCUUACCUUCAAAUUUGAACACUUCUCCAUCAUUCCCUGCUCCUUCACCUUCCACACCUCCACCUUCUUCCUACCCAACCCCUUCUUCUUCUUACCCUCCACCAACUGGCACAUACCCUUAUCACUUUCUUCCUUAUCCAACCCUUCACCACCAUCAACAGCCUCAGGAAAACCCUCUUGUCAUUCAUCACCUUCCUCAAAUGCAUGCUCCACAAAGACCAAUCUUUCAACCCCCUUCUUCUCCUUCUCCUUCUCCUUCUCCCUCCUCACCACACCUUCCUUCAUCCCCAAAUCCCAAUACCACUACAACUGGUGCACGCCUCAUGGCCUUGUUGAGCACCCAAAACCCUCCCUCCAAUCCAUCUUCAUCCACAUCACCAUCACCAUCACCAUCACCUGCAGUUUCUGAAUUUUCAAUGCCAGCAAAUCCUGCAGCUUUGCCCUCUACACCUUCUUCAGCUUCUCCUGUGAAUCUGGGAAGCCCUCAGUCCACACCAUCAAGGAGGUUGAGCAGCAAGCUCCCAAAGGGACGCCAUUUGAUAGGACAACAUGUUGCUUAUGACAUUGAUGUUAGGCUUCCAGGAGAGGUGCAGCCUCAGCUUGAAGUCACUCCUAUAACCAAGUAUGCCUCUGAUCCUGGCCUUGUUCUUGGUCGUCAAAUUGCAGUGAAUAGAUCUUACAUAUGCUAUGGACUCAAACUUGGUGCCAUCCGGGUCCUUAAUAUCAAUACUGCAUUAAGAUAUUUGCUUCGAGGUCAUACCCAGAGAGUAACUGACAUGGCUUUCUUCGCUGAGGAUCUUCACCUGUUGGCAAGUGCUAGCACUGAUGGGAGAAUUUUUAUAUGGAAGAUCAAUGAGGGCCCUGAUGAGGAAGACAAGCCUCAAAUUACUGGAAAAGUUAUCAUAGCCAUUCAAAUAUUAGGAGAGAGUGAGUCAGUUCAUCCACGAGUAUGCUGGCAUCCCCACAAACAAGAGAUUUUAAUGGUUGCUAUUGGAAACCGAAUCCUCAAAAUUGACACUAUGAAAGCUGGAAAAGGUGAAACUCUAUCCGCAGAGGAGCCUCUCAAAUGUUCCAUUGAUAAGUUGAUUGAUGGGGUGCACCUUGUUGGUAAGCAUGAUGGCAAUGUCACUGAGUUGUCAAUGUGCCAAUGGAUGAAGAGUCGAUUAGCUUCAGCAUCAGAAGAUGGCACGGUGAAGAUAUGGGAAGAACGUAAGGCAACACCACUUGCUGUUUUAAGACCACAUGAUGGUAAACCUGUUAAUUCUGUGACAUUCUUGACUGCUCCUCACCGCCCUGAUCAUAUCGUUCUUGUCACAGCGGGGCCACUGAAUCAGGAAGUGAAGAUAUGGGUCUCUGAUAAUGAGGAGGGCUGGUUAUUGCCUAGUGAUUCGGAGUCAUGGAAUUGUAUUCAGACCUUGGAUAUAAAAAGUUCUUCUGAAGCCAACCCUGAGGAUGCAUUCUUUAAUCAAGUUGUAGCAUUACCUCGUGCUGGUUUGUUUCUGCUAGCAAAUGCCAAGAAAAAUACAAUAUAUGCUGUGCACAUAGAGUAUGGACCUUAUCCAAGUGCUACUCGCAUGGAUUACAUUGCUGAGUUCACAGUCACAAUGCCUAUAUUAAGUCUUAUAGGAACUAGUGAUAGUUUACCAGAUGGAGACCAUAUUGUGCAGGUAUAUUGUGUCCAAACACAAGCUAUUCAACAGUAUGGACUCAAUUUGUCACAAUGUUUGCCUCCACCCAUUGACAAUGCUGAACUUGAAAAAACAGAAUCCAAUCUAUCUCGUGUCUCUGAUGCUUUAGAUGGAUCUACUAAUCUGGAAACUGGAAAUAUGCCACAAGUUCAUCCUACCAGUUCUGAAAGUGCUCCUGUUGUAAGCCUUGCAGUAAAUUUUCCUUCUUCAGAUAUAUCUGGCCUGCCCGAAGCUUCUAUUUCAGAUAUAGAAACCAAGCCAAAUGAUUUACCUUCUCGUAAUGGUUUUGAACAUAUCUACACUGCUCCACCUCCACUUCCUCUGAGUCCUAGAUUGUCCCAGAAGUUAUCUGGUUUCAAAACUUCAUCAAAUAAUUUAGAGACUAGUUCAACAAGUGCUGAUCACAGCACUGAGCAGAUAAAUCUUGAAUCUUCAGCUGAAAGGAGAAUGGAUUCUGAAAAAGGUGAUGUGGCUGACGUGUCUGCAUCAGGUGACAACUUGCGAAAGAAUGAUAGAGUUGUACAAAGUGAUGUCUCUGUGGUUUCUAAUCCCCCUACAAUAUUUAAACACCCAACCCAUUUGGUAACUCCAUCUGAGAUAUUCUCUAAGGCUGCUUUAUCUUCUGAUAAUUCCCAAACUUCUCAAGGUAUGAAUGUUCAAGAUGUGGCUGCCCAUAAUGAUGCAGAAAACCUUGAAGUAGAGGUUAAAGUUGUAGGCGAGACAGGUUCUAAUCAAGAAAAUACUGAGUUUGACAGAGACGGAGAUUUCCACACCAAUGUUGCUGAGAAGAAAGAGAAAUUAUUCUAUUCUCAGUCCUCCGAUCUGGGCAUUCAGAUGGCCAGAGAGACCUAUAACAUUGAGGGAAUUCGUCAGGAUGAUAAUAUUAAAACUAUUGAUGCACCUGAUCAAAGUUGUAGCUCUAUUGAUGAGGAAGCUCAAGACACGAACAAUGAUGUAUCUGCAAACAUCGGUGAAUCAGAAACUGUGGCUGCUACUUUGCAGUCUCCAGCACCUGCCAUGAAAGGUAAAAGACAGAAGGGAAAAAGUUCUCAAGUGUCUGGUACAUCUGCUUCUCCCAGUCCUUUUAACUCAAUGGAUUCAUCAAAUGAUCAAGGUGGCAAUUCAGGAGGCUCAUCCAUGGAAGCUGCUUUGCCACAGUUAUCGACUAUGCAGGAGAUGCUGGGCCAGUUAUUAAGCAUGCAGAAAGAAAUGCAAAAGCAGAUGAAUGCAAUGGUUUCUGUCCCAGUUACCAAGGAAGGCAAAAGAUUAGAAGGAUCCUUGGGUCGGAACAUGGAGAAAGUUGUCAAGGCUAACAAUGAUGCUUUGUGGGCACGCUUACAGGAAGAAAACGCAAAGCAAGAGAAGUUAGAGCGAGACCGUACACAGCAAAUAACAAACAUGAUCUCCAAUUAUGUAAACAAGGAUAUGGCAGCUCUAUUGGAGAAAAUCAUUAAGAAGGAAAUAUCUACAAUUGGAACAACCAUUACUCGUUCGAUUAGUCAAAUUAUAGAGAAAACAAUAUCAUCAGCUGUUACGGAGUCAUUCCAGAAGGGGGUGGGAGACAAGGCAGUGAAUCAACUAGAAAAAUCAGUUAGUUCAAAACUUGAAGCUACAGUGGCUAGGCAGAUACAAGCACAAUUUCAAACUUCUGGCAAGCAAACUCUUCAGGAAGCACUUAGGACUAGUGUUGAAGCUUCAAUCGUACCUGCAUUUGAGUCGUCUUGCAGAGCUAUGUUUGAGCAAAUUGAUGUCGCAUUUCAGAAUGGACUUGUUAAGCACACAACUGCUAUUCAGCAGCAGUAUGAUUCUACUCAUUCUCCACUAGCCAUGUCUUUGAGGGAUACAAUUAAUUCAGCAUCAUCAAUCACUCAGACUUUGAGUGGGCAAUUAGCUGAUGGCCAACGCAAGCUGUUAGAAAUUGCAACUAACUCCAAAGUAGCUGCGGAUCCCUUUGUAACACAAGUCAAUAACGGCUUGCAUGAGAUGACUGAGGAUCCUACCAAAGAACUAUCAAGGUUGAUAAGUGAGGGCAAAUUUGAGGAAGCUUUUACUGGUGCCCUUCAUAGAAGUAAUGUUUCAAUAGUUUCUUGGUUAUGUUCUCAGGUUGAUUUAGCUGGCAUCUUGACAAUGGUGCCACUGCCAUUAAGCCAAGGAGUACUUCUGUCUCUUCUACAGCAAUUGUCCUGUGACAUCAAUUCAGAAACACCCGGAAAAUUGGCAUGGAUGACAGAUGUGGCUGCUGCCAUAAACCCAGCAGAUCCAAGGAUUGCAGUGCAUGUACGGUCAAUAUUGGAUCAAGUGUCCCGGACACUGGGCCAUCAUCGGAAUUUACCAACAACCUCCCCUUCAGAUUUAAGCACAAUCCGCCUUCUCAUGCAUGUCAUAAACUCGGUGUUGUUGAGCUGUAAAUGACUUCGUUGUAUUUUAUCAUCUGUGCAGAAAGUGUUAAGCAUCAACUGGUUUGUAUAUAGAUAGUUCAGAGGGGUUGAAGUGAACUACUGUAUGUAGUUGUCUUUGUACAACUGAUUUGUGUGAAAGAGUUUCACUUCUUCUGUAUGCUUCUUGUUUACAUUUUGCCCUUGCCCCCUCCUAUGAUGUCUUUACUCUUUACACUUAAGAGAUAUUGCCUUCACCUUGAUGGACAACGAAAAGUGUGACAUCCUCCUACGAAGAAGUUAACAGCACAACGGCAAUAUUUUCCAAGCUGCAGGAUCCAGGGUAGGUUGCAGUUGAGGCUGGGAGUGGCUGCAACAAAUGCUGACUAGUCAUUGCAUCCUGCUAUGGCAGGAUAGUCCUUGUGCAAAGAUUUUGUGCUUCUUAAUUGUUGAGAACGUGGGGAUGGCAUCAGAGUGGUAUUGUUUUGCUAGGAUGUUCUAUGCUGGUUGGUUCUCUGGUGGCAGUUUCCAGCACAGAUAGUUGUGAAUGUCUGCAAAAUAAAAAACAAGAAGCUGUUAUUUAUAAUGACUUGGAAUCCUUCAGUUAUGUAAACUUUACAUUUAAUGUAGCAACAA